Molecule: messenger RNA, 3015 nt
Organism: Nerophis lumbriciformis (worm pipefish)
Lineage: Eukaryota; Metazoa; Chordata; Actinopteri; Syngnathiformes; Syngnathidae
Source: RefSeq, a predicted model, not a curated record
AUGGCCGAGCACGAGAGCCUCGAGUUCGGCAAAGCCGACUUUGUGCUUCUGGACACCGUGUCCAUAGAGGAGUUUAUGGCCAACCUCAAGCUCAGAUUCGAGAAAGGGAAAAUCUACAGUUACAUCGGCGAAGUGGUGGUGUCAGUCAAUCCCUACCGUGUCAUGAACAUCUAUGGGCGCGACAUGGUGGAGCAGUACAAAGGCCGCGAGCUCUAUGAGAGGCCACCCCACCUCUUCGCCAUAGCAGAUGCUGCCUACAAAGCCAUGAAAAGGCGCAGCAAAGACACCUGCAUUGUCAUUUCAGGGGAAAGCGGGGCCGGAAAGACGGAAGCCAGCAAGUACAUCAUGCAGUACAUUGCUGCUAUCACCAACCCCAACCAGCGGGCUGAAGUCGAGAGGGUGAAGAACAUGCUGCUGAAGUCCAACUGCGUCCUGGAGGCCUUCGGGAACGCCAAAACCAACCGAAACGACAAUUCCAGCCGCUUCGGGAAGUACAUGGACAUCAACUUUGAUUUUAAGGGGGACCCGAUUGGCGGACACAUUAGCAACUACCUACUAGAGAAAUCAAGAGUGAUUUUUCAGCAAGAAGGCGAGAGAAGCUUUCACUCCUUCUAUCAGCUACUAAAAGGAGCUCCUGAUGCCCUGCUUCAUUCUCUCCACAUUCAUCGAGAUCCCAAAAUUUACAACUACAUUAAAGUGGGGGCCCAGAUAAAGUCCAGCAUCAACGACAGCGCGGAUUUCAGAGCCGUGUCAGACGCCAUGAAAGUGAUUGGCUUCACAGGGGACGAGAUCGGAACAGUCUACAAGAUCCUGGCCACUAUUUUACACUUGGGGAACUUGACAUUCGCUGUGGACGGCGACACGACGCUGAUAGAGACCAACAAGCUGGUGUCGGUGAUGGCCGAGCUGCUGUCCACCAAGCAGGAAAAUGUGGAGAAGGCUCUGCUGUUCCGCACGGUGUCCACGGGCCGUGACGUCAUCGAGAAGGAGCACACGGCGCAGGAGGCCGGUUAUGGACGCGAUGCUUUUGCAAAGGCAAUGUACGAGCGUCUCUUCUGUUGGAUUGUGGGACGCAUCAACGACAUCAUCCAGGUGAAAAACUACGACGCCAGGGUGCACGGGAAGGACACCGUCAUUGGGGUUCUGGACAUCUACGGCUUUGAGAUCUUCCAGAACAACAGCUUUGAGCAGUUCUGCAUCAACUAUUGCAACGAGAAGCUGCAACAGCUCUUCAUCCAGCUGGUGUUAAAGCAGGAGCAGGAGGAGUACCAGCGAGAAGGCAUUCCUUGGAAACAUAUCGACUACUUCAACAACCAGAUCAUCGUAGACCUGGUGGAACAGCAGCACAAGGGAAUUUUCUCCGUGUUGGACGAAGCCUGCAUGAAUGUGGGCAAAGUCACCGAUGAGCUUUUCCUGCAGGGACUCAAUGGCAAGCUAGCCAAACACGCCCAUUACACUAGCCGCAAGCUCUCACCGACUGACAAGAGUUUGGAGUUUGACCGAGAUUUUCGCAUCAGACACUAUGCUGGAGAUGUGGCAUAUUCGGUGGUCGGAUUCAUUGACAAGAACAAAGACACGCUGUUUCAGGACUUUAAGAGGUUGCUAUACAACAGUUCCAACCCGGUGCUGAAGGCCAUGUGGCCCGAAGGCAAACUGAGCAUCACAGAGGUCACCAAAAGGCCGCUGACUGCCGCCACCCUUUUUAAGAACUCCAUGAUCUCCUUGGUGGAAAACCUGGAGAGCAAGGAGCCCUACUAUGUGCGCUGCAUCAAGCCGAAUGACGUCAAAUCACCGCUGCUCUUUGAGCGCGAGCGUUGCCGCCAUCAGGUGGAGUAUUUGGGCCUGCUGGAGAAUGUGCGAGUGCGCCGUGCCGGAUUCGCCUACAGGCAGACGUACACACGAUUCCUACAGAGGUACAAGAUGAUCUCAGAGUUCACGUGGCCCAAUCACGACCUCCCCUCAGACAAGGAGGCGGUCAAGAAGCUCCUUCAGGGGUGCCGAUUUGACAACGAUGUGGCCUAUGGAAAGACCAAGGUGUUUGUGCGCACGCCACGCACACUCUUCAGUUUGGAGGAGCAGCGCACUGAAAUGCUCCAGAGGAUUGUUCUGUUCCUGCAAAAGGUUUGGCGAGGCACAAUUGCCCGUAUCCGCUACCGACGGAUGCGUGCAGCCAUGGUUAUUAUCCGGGCUUACCGCCACUAUAAAGUGAAGUCAUACAUUCGUGAGCUGAACCGCCGCUUCCGCAACGUGCGCUCCAUGAAGGACCGUGGCCGGCACAUCAAGUGGCCCACGCCGCCUAAAGUUCUGCGCAGGUUCGAGGAGGCGCUCAGGAACAUCUACAACAGAUGGUGGGCCUGGACACUGAUCAAAGGCCUGACUGCAGAGGAGGCUCUGCAGGUGAGGGCCAAAGUGGCAUGCUAUGAGGCUCUCAAGGGCCACAGGAUUGACUUGGGGCUGCAGAGACCCUGGGAAGGAAACUAUUUGAAGCGAGACAGUCCCAACAGCACGGCGUCCUUCACGUUGGUCUCCAGCGAGCUGCAGCGCAGAGAUAAAUUCAUGCGGGUUCUGUUCGCGUGCAACGUACGAAAGAUCAACCACUUCCACAAAGCAGAGGACCGAGUUGUGCUCAUCACCGACCGCCACCUGUACAAAAUGGACCCCCUCAAGCAAUACAAGCCCAUGAAGAGCAUCCCCCUCUACAACGUGACGGGCAUGAGCGUGUCGCCGGGGAAGGACCAGCUAGUGGUGUUCCACACCAAGGACAGCCGCGACUUGGUGGUGUGCCUGCAGGGCCUGGUGCCCGCCAACGAGAGCCGCAUCGGGGAGCUUGUGGGAGCCCUGCUCAGCCACUUCAAGAGCGAACGUCGGCGUCUCCAAGUGAAUAUCGCCAGCCCCAUCCAGUGCAGCAUGAACGGCAGGAAAUGCAUGGUGGUAGUGGAGCCCAAAACCAACCAAUCGCAACCCGACUUCACCAAGAGCCGUGCCGGCUACGUGCUAGCCGUGCCUGCCAACUGA